UGAGCAAAAUUGUCACCUUAGCAACAUGCAGUUGUUUCUUACCUGACAAUUUCACACAAAUGGUUACACAUCUAUGGGGUAGUACAGUAUAAAAUGUCAAUUUAGCAAGAACAGAUCAGGACAAAGUUGUAUUUUUACGUACACAUUUUUUAUUUUAAAUUCAACAGUGCAAUUUGAAAAACCCGAGUGUUCCCACUUCUUCCAACCGUUAAAAUGUGCAGUCCACCAUACAGAUCUGAGAGCUUGGAUAAUUUCUUCAAACAAUUACUCGAGCCAUUAACUCCAGAGGAAGUGCACGAUUUAAAAUCUAGUAAAGUCGCAUUGCUAGAUGAUAGCCAACCUUCAGGGUUAGUGUCGGAGGUCGAAGAUUUGUUAUCGAGAAAAAAGUUUACUAAGUAUUCAUCUUUGAACGGAGUCAAUACAAAUACAACUUUGUCUAAUCAAUUGUCCGUACCAAGAGAAUCUAGGCAUGAUCAAGCAAGUGAUUUACCAGAUGAAGACACGUGGCAGAAAAUUUUUAAGAGCUUUUCAUGGAAUCAAUUUUCACAUUUUGUUAAGGAAGCUGCAAAGAAAAAGAAACGAUACACACUUAACAUAUCAAAUGAAGAAGAAAGACAAAUUCCAAUUUUGGUCAAUAACAUGCUAAGAAAAGAAAGAAAUGGUUCAAAGUAUUACCAAACACUGCAAACACACAUAGAAGAAAGGGAUAUUUAUUUUCGUUGUUUCAGAGAAAAUACAAAUACUUGGCAAGAGAUUGAAUCGCCAGAUGGGCAGAUAUAUUUUUACAAUCCUAUUACAAACGAAAGGGUUUGGGAAAAACCAGAAGAACUUAAAACUCCUUCUGAAAAACUUUUCUUCGGUUCUUGGAAACAGUACAAUUUCAAAGAUGGUACAAAGUUCUUUUACAACUCGGAAACAAAAGAAUCGACUUGGAAAAUUCCAGGAUCAUAUGGCCCGUUUAACAACAAAUUCUUGCAUAAUGAAAAGGAAAAUGUGAAUACUGAUGUUUUCCCAUGGGGGCAAAAGAUUCCUGAAAACAAAACAAUAAUUCCAACAAAAGGAGUUCCAAGAGAUGUACUAGUGAAAACAGCGCUUGUUUGUGUAAGAGAAGCUUUAGAUGCUCUCAAUGUUCCUACUAUUCCUAAACCUGAAGUUUCUCAUUUGACCCAGAGUACGCUGAUCAAUCAUGCUUUGACUCACAUUGUUGAAGCUCAAUCUGCUUUGAGUGCUUCCAUUUCGUCAGUGGCCUUUGGUAAGGAUAUAUUUUUUCCAUGGGCAGAAUCAAAUCAUUCUCAAUAUUUAGAAGAAAAGGAUACAUUCUCGAUUAGUUGAAUUAUUUUUCGCUUCACCUGUCACCUGUUUACUGAAAACUAAAUAAAGUGCAUGUCUUUAUUCUGUAAAA
Cimex lectularius (bed bug) is the source of this 1402-nucleotide messenger RNA. RefSeq names its product pre-mRNA-processing factor 40 homolog A-like. Gene Ontology annotation, molecular function: RNA binding; protein binding. The record is from RefSeq and is a predicted model, not a curated record. NCBI's taxonomy places the organism in Eukaryota, Metazoa, Arthropoda, Insecta, Hemiptera, Cimicidae. Gene Ontology annotation, cellular component: U1 snRNP; U2-type prespliceosome. Gene Ontology annotation, biological process: mRNA cis splicing, via spliceosome. Bases 214 to 1332 code for a protein of 372 amino acids. The transcript has 9 exons.